Pseudovirgaria hyperparasitica is the source of this 1008-nucleotide messenger RNA. RefSeq lists its product as uncharacterized. The record is from RefSeq and is a predicted model, not a curated record. The coding region runs from base 225 to 830 and encodes 201 amino acids. The transcript has a single exon. Lineage: Eukaryota; Fungi; Ascomycota; Dothideomycetes; Acrospermales; Acrospermaceae.
CGUCCCCGUGACGCAGAAGUGCCCCGUCGUGGCAUGGUCGCCGUGGACGCUGUCGCAGAUGCGCGGUGGGGGUGCGGGUGGCGGUGCCGGGUGGGCGGCCGAGCGGCACCAUGGGGAGAUGUGCGAGUGGCUUGAUGGGGUGGUGAGUCUGGAGCAUUUGACGGCGGGGGGCGUGCGGGAGAAGUAUGUGGAUGUGCUGGGGCGGGCGGUGAGUUUGGUGCUGAAUGGGGCGUUGGGGCUGGAGAAGGUGGCGGAUAAGACGGUGUUGGGGAAGGUGGAUGCGGAGAGGGCGGGCGUGGUGUUUUUUCGGUAUUGAGGCUUGCGUUGAGGGGUGUUGGAUACUACCUGCGUGUAUGGCGAAUAUUGUAUGGUAUGGUAUGGUAUGGCAUUUACGAGUCGUCAAGAGUCUACGCACAGCGCCGUUGCUUAUCAUCAUCAUCACCCCCUUCAAAGCCGCACCCCAUCACCGCAGCCCAUCACCGCUCCUCCCCACCACGACGACGACGACAAAGCAUGCGAACAUAGAAGGUCACGCUGUUAAAACACCCUCCCCAACAACAAGAAGCAUCGCAUGUGGUUGUCUACAUACGGACAUCGAUCUUUAUGUCAAGCUUGAGUACGGGAGGAAAAGGGGAGGAGGGAGAGGGCGAUGGAUAUGUAUAUGCGUAGAUAGGUAUGGGUCUGGGUCUGGGUAUAGGUAUAGGCACAGAAAUACAACACGCGCAUCUGGCAUGAAUGACGGGUACGCCCGCGUGUCGAGUCAAGCCAAAGGCGUGAAAAGCACGUACCACAAUCCACGCAGCGUUGGUCAUUCACACUGCACAACGUGACCCUGCACAACGUCACGUACCCGACAACGACCAUUCAAUACAUAUAUAUAAAUACCCAAACCUCAACAGCCCUACCUAAUUACUUUCCUACCUACCUCCCCACAAGGCGACUCAGUGACUCAGUGACUCAGUGCACGCAAGACCUGCCUACGAGAGGCAUCUAUGGUUGUUAUGUGCA